CAUAGGCUCCUUCCUGUCAUCCUUGUGGACCCCUCCCCCGCUCCCCGGCGACGACCCCGACUCCGCCGUCGUCGCCGUCCACUCCAAGCUCGCCUGGGACAAGCACUGGGAGGAACACCGGAACGCGUCCAAGCUGAUGGUCAUCGACUUCUCCGCCUCCUGGUACGGGCCCUGCCGCUUCAUCGAGCCCGCCUUCAAGGAGAUGGCCUCCCGCUUCGCCGACGCCCUCUUCGUCAAGAUCGACGUCGAUGAUCUCGCGCAGAGGACAAGGGCUUCAUGGCCAACCAAGGCGCAUGGUGCUCGCAAGCGACGAAUGGAGGUUGUUCGACAUAGGCACGGAGGAGGAGGAGGAGGGGCACGGACGGAGGAGGACAGAGCACCUCUCUUCUUCUAGGUUCUUCUCCAUACCUUCACUUCUUGUAUGUGCCUGUGUUGCAGCUCACCCGUGGUCCUGUUUGUC
Molecule: messenger RNA, 460 nt
Organism: Triticum dicoccoides
Lineage: Eukaryota; Viridiplantae; Streptophyta; Magnoliopsida; Poales; Poaceae
Product: thioredoxin H2-2-like
Exons: 3
Coding region: 137-394 (85 amino acids)
Source: RefSeq, a predicted model, not a curated record